Messenger RNA from Centruroides sculpturatus (bark scorpion), 2597 nucleotides. RefSeq names its product decaprenyl-diphosphate synthase subunit 1-like (gene qless). Gene Ontology annotation, biological process: isoprenoid biosynthetic process; ubiquinone biosynthetic process. Gene Ontology annotation, molecular function: prenyltransferase activity. The record is from RefSeq and is a predicted model, not a curated record. The transcript has 10 exons. NCBI's taxonomy places the organism in Eukaryota, Metazoa, Arthropoda, Arachnida, Scorpiones, Buthidae. Gene Ontology annotation, cellular component: mitochondrion; transferase complex. Bases 519 to 1748 code for a protein of 409 amino acids.
UUCUGGCUCGAAUGGGGAAUUCUACCUCGAUUCCGGCGGAAUUUUUCGCUUUUCCAGCAUCGGGAAGCGGAUUCCGCCUCGAUUACUUUUGAUUUUUACGAUUCGUACCGCGUUUUGUCGCUUCACGCAUUAAUAGGAACGUGGGAAAUUAAAGGGGGACGGGACGAAGAUUCCAGAGUUCGGAACGAUCGUCCGUUUGAUUCCAUCCUCUGGGUAAUUUGGAGGGUGAACGAAGAGACGAAGGCGAAAGGUGGCGAACGUUCGGAACUGAAAUUCGAUUGGAAUGUCUCCCCCGCGAAUCGAGCCUCCUCUUCGCGCGCGAAGAAGCGGCGGACGCGACUUUCCCGAAAGAGGGUCGCGGACCCGGAGGCCGACGAAUGUGGAACGCGCUCUAAAUAUAGAACGGGACGGUUUAAGAACCUCGGGUGAAGUCUCGCGGAAUCUCGCGGAGAACGAGACGGGGCGGAGAAAAACGUGGUCCGGACGGAUGGCAACGCGGACGAUUCAGAGUAGCUGGGAUGGCUGCAGGGAUCGGGUCGCGCCUGACAGGCGCAGCGCGCGGGCUGCUGCGCGGACUACCCGGCUCCGAAGUCCCCCCUCGGCCGGCUCCGUGGAUGCGACGCGCGUCUUUUCACACUCAGGAAGACGGAAUCAAUCGGCAGAGACGGCGGACGGAUACGGGACCCAGCGUGUCUGUCAGGAGAAGAUUGAGCGCUUCAACGCGCAGAUGGCAAUCCCCCGUCAUCCAACUUCCCGGAACUCUGGCAGAUCCUCCCGUGGAACCCUUCAAACUUGUUGAAGACGAACUGCACUCGCUCUACGCGGACAUCAGAACGGAACUAUGGACGAACAGGCCGGAAUUGGAUCAGAUUUCCAGAUACUAUUUCGACGGCCGUGGAAAAGCAUUCCGACCGAUAGUGGUCAUGCUUGUGGCAAGAGUAUUAAAUUUCCACAUGUUUCAUUCCAAUAUAUUAUUAGACAGUCAACGUAAGGUUGCUAUGAUAGCAGAAAUGAUACACAUUGCCAGUUUAGUCCACGACGAUGUGAUCGACACGUCGGACACCCGAAGAGGAAAACCGAGUGUGAAUCUUUUGUGGGGGCAGAAAAAGGCUAUUUUGACUGGAGAUUUUAUUUUAGCUCAAACAGCCAGACUUCUCGCUAGAAUAGGAAGUGAAGAUGUAAUUAUGUUUUUAGCUCAGGUAUUGCAUGAUCUUAUACAAGGUGAAUUUAUGCAAUUAGGUUCUAAGGAAGAUGAGACUGAAAGAUUUUCUCAUUAUCUCCAAAAGACCUUCAAAAAAACUGCCAGCUUAAUAGCUUAUACAUGUAAAUCGGUUGCUCUUUUAGGAGGUGCUGAUCAACAGUUACAAGAAGCUGCAUUUCAGUAUGGAAGGAACAUGGGAAUUGCAUUUCAGUUGGUAGACGACAUGCUGGACUUUAUUUCAAGCCAGGCCGAGAUGGGAAAGCCGGCAGCCACAGACUUGAGAUUAGGUUUGGCCACGGCACCCGUGCUCUUUGCGUGCGAAAAGUUUCCAGAAUUAAACCCAAUGAUUAUGAGAAGGUUUUCUGAAAGAAGGGAUGUUGAACGGGCCUACGAAGCUGUACUUAAGAGUGACGGCCUGGAACACACCAGAAUGCUGGCCAAGAAGCAUUGCGACGAAGCCCUGAAACAUAUAUCGGUAUUGAGCGAGUGUCCAGAGAAACGGGCCCUACUGACGGUGGCCGAAAAAGUACUGUAUCGGACCAAGUGACCGAAAUGUGCGCGCACACGGUAUGGAUCUUUCAUGUCACAACCGCCAUUCCGCUAAAGACGUCUACUAAACAUUCCGAUAAGAUGCGUCCAUUUUUGUACAUUUUAUCCAUUUUAUGAACAUAUAUAUAUAUAUAUAUUUUACCAGUGCGAUUUAAAUUAAGAUUAUUUUCUUAUACGAAAUAGUCGAAUCUCCCUUUCUUGUACAUGAUUAUCGUUUUCUUUAAUAUUACAUCUUGAGCAUUCUGGCGAGCUCGGUACGAAAAAGGUUACAGAUCGGAAUAAUUCAUUAACGAAUUAACACUCGUUCCAAAAAAAAAAUCAAUUACUAAUUAAUGUAACCAUCAUUAAAAACCGAACGACCUUCGUCACUUCUCGUUCUCCCAGCUGAAAGAAAAUAGGAAAAAAAGAAAUGUGGGAUCGGCAAUUACACCACUCGCCAUCGGCUUCUUCUACUUUCCACAAAUAAAUAAAAUAAAUGGAAGAACGAGGACGAGCGCCAUCGCCCCUACCGAUGGCUGCCGGAAAGAGUACUCAGGAAGUUUAACCAAAUCAUUUAUUUUGUAUACAUUUUGGAAUAAAAUCUGAAAGUAUUUUUGUAAAAUUAGAUGCGGUUGGUCUCUCUCCUGUCAGAUUUUCUGCAUUCUCGGGGUAAUUUCGUUGGAUGAAGGCCGGUUCGUACUUGGCCAGAAUGGAAAAGGAGAGAUAAAAACGACAUUAAAUCGACUUGAUGCAUUGUUUCUGACACUCCCUUUCUCUUUUAGUUCGUGGGGAGUAGAAGAAAGUUCUACUUUGUUUUGUGUCCGUCUAUUGAGUAAUCCCCUCGCAAUUCGUGCCCCAAUAUACAGGU